Molecule: messenger RNA, 383 nt
Organism: Haliotis rubra (blacklip abalone)
Lineage: Eukaryota; Metazoa; Mollusca; Gastropoda; Lepetellida; Haliotidae
Exons: 3
Coding region: 13-333 (106 amino acids)
Source: RefSeq, a predicted model, not a curated record
CCGAAGGACAUUAUGGUGCCAAUUGUGCCUCUCCGUGUGGUCACUGUCUGGACACUGGCGUCUGUGACAAGGUUACAGGCAAAUGUCCUGGAGGAUGCCAGCCUGGAUGGUGGCCAGAUUUCUGUUCACAGGCUUGCAGUGACGGUCGCCAUGGACUCCACUGUCAGUCUGAGUGUGGCCAAUGUAAAGGAAACCUGCCUUGUAACAAGAUCAAUGGGACAUGCAAUCAAGGAUGUCAGCCAGGGUUUCAAGAACCCCUUUGUACAGAAUGCGUUGAUGGAAUGUACGGUGAUGACUGCAUGUCACGAUGUGGUCAGUGUAAAGACGGCUUAACCUGUGAUAAGUCCAGCGGAGAAUGUCCCGAAGGAUGUCAGGGUAACUUC